UUGUUGUUUUCAGGUCCCGAUAUACCUGGGUUUUUACUUCAGCCGUUUAGGAAACCAAAGAGGAUAAGAACGGCGUUUAGUCCUUCCCAAUUACUAAAGUUAGAGCACGCGUUCGAAAAAAAUCAUUACGUCGUCGGAGCAGAACGUAAACAGCUAGCACAAUCGUUAUCGUUGACGGAAACACAGGUGAAGGUCUGGUUUCAAAAUCGACGGACGAAGCAUAAAAGAAUGCAACAGGAGGAGGAGGCCAAAUCGAAUCAAAGCGGCAACAAGACGAGCGGCACGCAAAAUUCGCAAAACAAUCAGCACCACGUCACGAAGUGGAAACAGGAGACGACGGGCGAAGAUAGUCAAUAUGGCGAGUAUAUCGAUAUGGAAAUGGACGAGGAUUGUGCGAGUGAUGUGGAUAGUGAAACGUAAACUUCAUAAUUUCAAUUAAACUACGAACAAUGUAUAGCAGAUUGCAUCGCGAGCGUUGGUUUUGUUGAUAUGGAAUGAGAGUGACAAACAUUGUUAUAGCCGUUUUACCUCCUCCGCUGUUAGAGUUUAAAUAAAAUAGAAACAAUUUAUAGUGCCAAUUAGACGUGCCAAAAUGUUGUGUUAUGUGCCAACGUAUUAAAGUAAAAUUAUUGUUUUGCCGCGCGCGCGCGCCGUUUCUUUUACCGUCUACCCCAGUGUUUGUACAUAUACAACUAUUAUUUAUUUCUGCGAUAAUGGAACUGACUAUUAUUUAUUUCUGUAAAUGUGUAUUAUAAAUGAAGUAUUAUACCUGAAAGAAGUUUUUUUUUGUAGAUAGUCAAGUUUUUUGUGGAACAAAUAAGGAUUAUAGUAAAUUUUGCCACGUA
Molecule: messenger RNA, 845 nt
Organism: Photinus pyralis (common eastern firefly)
Lineage: Eukaryota; Metazoa; Arthropoda; Insecta; Coleoptera; Lampyridae
Gene: Ems
Product: homeotic protein empty spiracles-like
Exons: 2
Biological process (GO): neuron differentiation; central nervous system development; regulation of DNA-templated transcription
Molecular function (GO): DNA binding; DNA-binding transcription factor activity, RNA polymerase II-specific
Source: RefSeq, a predicted model, not a curated record